Acanthoscelides obtectus is the source of this 417-nucleotide messenger RNA. The record is from the annotation of a GenBank genome assembly. NCBI's taxonomy places the organism in Eukaryota, Metazoa, Arthropoda, Insecta, Coleoptera, Chrysomelidae.
AUGAGGGCGCAGCUGCGUCUAGCUGAAGCUGAACUGCAGAGAGCGGAAGCAGUGGCGCGGGAUAAUGCCGAAGACGAGUUCAACCAAAUUUUUAAAGAUGUUGAAACCUCCUGUAAAGAAAUGGAUAUAGAGAUGGCUCUUCCUAGAACAAACUCUCGACAAACUCAAAGAAACAAUGUUCCAGCUGAGAUGCCCAAUAAAUAUGUGAGGAAAACUGAUAGAGGCGUGUCCAGUGCCGAAAUAUAUGAACUAGCCUUUGAAGAGGUGACGUUUAGGGGACAAAGCCUCAGGAGUGCUGCAUCUGCUUACAAUAUAAACUAUAUGUCUUUACAGAGAUAUAUUAAAAAGAAAAAAGCAUACCAGGCCAACUUGACAGACAAGCCUCCAUCGGUCGGGACGCCAAAAUAUACUACUUAG